This is a messenger RNA of Epithele typhae, 495 nucleotides long. RefSeq lists its product as uncharacterized. NCBI's taxonomy places the organism in Eukaryota, Fungi, Basidiomycota, Agaricomycetes, Polyporales, Epitheliaceae. The record is from RefSeq and is a predicted model, not a curated record. Gene Ontology annotation, molecular function: nucleic acid binding; exonuclease activity. Gene Ontology annotation, cellular component: nucleus. The transcript is spliced from 5 exons. The annotation marks the transcript as partial.
CGGGUCACCCUGACCGACUACAGAGGCAAUAUAAUCUACGACACCUACGUCCAGCCCACCCAACCCGUAGCGGACUAUCGCACGGCAGAGACCGGGCUCCGGCGAGAACACCUCGAGCACGCGCCCCAGAUCCUGGACGUCCGGCACCAAGUCGCGACGCUCCUCCAGGACAAGAUCCUCGUCGGCUACGCGCUCUGGGAGCUCCUCUCCGUCAUGCGCCUCGCGCACCCCGCGAUCAGCACGCGGGACACGGCGCUCUUCAUGUCCUUCCGCCGCUCGCUGGGCUAUAAGCCGCGGCACGUCGUCCCCCUCCCCGAGCUCGUCAAGCGGUUCAUGGGCCACGACAUCGGCCUCCACGGCGACGUUCCGGUUGAGCGGGCGCGGGCCGCGCUCGACCUCUUCCGCUCGUGCGAGACGACGUGGGAGGGGAUGAUUGCGACGGGGGCGUGGCCCUGCGCUCUUCCACCCGACGACUACCGGGCGCACUUCACCUGA